CCUGGCGGGCGCGGAGGGAAAGCCGGAGUCGGGAGGCGACUUCUUCGGACGCCGCGGUGGUGCGCAGGCGCCGUGGCUGGACUAGGGACUUUGUUCUCCGCGGAGAAACCCAAGGGCGGUGCCGAUGACUGGCUGCGCACGCGCGCCGCCUCAUUUCCGGUGCUCUCUCUCGCUGGGUCGCUAGGGUCAGCUUUGGUCGCUGCCGCUCCCGCUCACCCACCCCCGCCAACCGCCGCCCGGGCCUCCGCCGCUACCGCGUCGCUUUCUCACUCCUUUGAUCGCACAUCCUCACCGAUGCAGCGCCGGGACGACCCCGCCGCGCGCAUGAGCCGGUCCUCGGGCCGCAGCGGCUCCAUGGACCCCUCAGGUGCCCACCCCUCGGUGCGUCAGACGCCGUCUCGGCUGCCGCCGCUGCCUCACCGGUCCCGGGGAGGCGGAGGGGGAUCCCGCGGGGGCGCCCGCGCUUCGCCCGCCACGCAGCCGCCACCGCUGCUGCCGCCUUCGGCCACGGGUCCCGACGCGACAGUGGGCGGGCCAGCUCCGACCCCGCUGCUGCCCCCCUCAGCCACAGCCUCGGUCAAGAUGGAGCCCGAGAACAAGUACCUGCCCGAACUCAAGGCCGAGAAGGACUCACUCGACCCGUCCUUCACUCACGCCAUGCAGCUGCUGACGGCAGAAAUUGAAAAGAUUCAGAAAGGAGACUCAAAAAAGGAUGAUGAGGAGAAUUACUUGGAUUUAUUUUCUCAUAAGAACAUGAAACUGAAAGAACGAGUGCUGAUACCUGUCAAGCAGUAUCCCAAGNAAAAGGAUGAUGAGGAGAAUUACUUGGAUUUAUUUUCUCAUAAGAACAUGAAACUGAAAGAACGAGUGCUGAUACCUGUCAAGCAGUAUCCCAAGUUCAAUUUUGUGGGGAAGAUUCUUGGACCGCAAGGGAAUACAAUCAAAAGAUUGCAGGAAGAGACUGGUGCAAAGAUCUCUGUGUUGGGAAAGGGCUCAAUGAGAGACAAAGCCAAGGAGGAAGAGCUGCGCAAAGGUGGAGACCCCAAAUAUGCCCACUUGAAUAUGGAUCUGCAUGUCUUCAUUGAAGUCUUUGGACCCCCAUGUGAGGCAUAUGCUCUUAUGGCCCAUGCCAUGGAGGAAGUCAAGAAAUUUCUGGUACCGGAUAUGAUGGAUGAUAUCUGCCAGGAGCAAUUUCUAGAGCUGUCCUACUUGAAUGGAGUACCUGAACCCUCUCGUGGAAGUGUUCAGACUCUCCAGACCUACCCAAGUAAACUUUCAUUUUGUAGGGGCCGUGGUGUUGGACCACCUCGGGGGGCUUUGGUACGUGCUACACCAGUAAGGGGAGCCAUUACCAGAGGUGCCACUGUGACUCGAGGCAUGCCACCCCCACCUACUGUGAGGGGUGCUCCAGCACCAAGAGCACGGACAGCGGGCAUCCAGAGGAUACCUUUGCCUCCACCUCCUGCACCAGAAACAUAUGAAGAAUAUGGAUAUGAUGAUACAUAUGCAGAACAAAUUUACGAAGGCUAUGAAGGCUAUUAUAGCCAGAGUCAAGGGGACUCAGAAUAUUAUGACUAUGGACAUGGGGAGGUUCAAGAUUCUUAUGAAGCUUAUGGCCAGGACGACUGGAAUGGGACCAGGCCAUCACUGAAGGCCCCUCCAGCUAGGCCAGUGAAGGGAGCAUACAGAGAGCACCCAUAUGGACGUUAUUAAAAACAAACAUGAGGGGAAAAUAUCAAUUAUGAGCAAAGUUGUUACUGAUUUCUUGUAUCUCCCAGGAUUCCUGUUGCUUUACCCACAACAGACAAGUAAUUGUCUAAGUGUUUUUCUUCGUGAUCCCCUUCUUCUCCCCACCUUAUUCCAUUCUUAACUCUGCAUUCUGGCUUCUGUAUGUAGUAUUUUAAAAUGAGUUAAAAUAGAUUUAGGAAUAUUGAAUUAAUUUUUUAAGUGUGUAGAUGCUUUUUUCUUUGUUGUUUAAAUAUAAACAGAAGUGUACCUUUUAUAAUAAAAAAAAGAAGUUGAGUAAAAAAAACACACAAACCUGUUAGUUUCAAAAGUGACAUUGCUUGCUUAAAGGUUCUGAAGUAAAGGCUUGUUAACUUUCUCUUAGUUUUGAUUUGAGGCAUCCCGUAAAGUUGUAGUUGCAGAAUCCCAAACUAGGCUACAUUUCAAAAUUCAGGGCUGUUUAAGAUUUAAAAUCACAAACGUUAACGGCAGUAGGCACCACCAUGUAAAAGUGAGCUCAGACGUCUCUAAAAAAAUGUUUCCUUUAUAAAAGCACAUGGCGGUUGAAUCUUAAGGUUAAAUUUUAAUACGAAAGAUCCUCAUGAAUUAAAUAGUUGAUGCAAUUUUUAACGUUAAUUGAUAUAAAACAACAACAAAAUUAGGCUUGUAAAACUGACUUUUUCUUUACGUGGGUUUUGAAAUCUAGCCCCAGACAUACUGUGUUGAGAGAUACUUAGGGGUGGGAGUAGGUUUUGAAGAGGUUGAUGGUGGUGGGAAGGUAGGCCUCCUGAAUUGAGUUUGAUGCAGAGCUUUUUAGCCAUGAAGAAUCUUUCAGUCACAGUACUAAUAAUUAAAAUUUCAGUAUUUAAAAAGACAAAGUAUUUUGUCCAUUUGAGAUUCUGCACUCCAUGAAAAGCUCACUUGGACGCUGGGGCCAAAAGCUGAUGAUUUUCUUAAGUUGACAGUUGUCAAUAUUGAACUGUUCCCAAGAUAGUCAAAUAUGUCUCAACACUAGCAUGAUAUAAAAAGGGACACUGCAGCUGAAUGAAAAAGGAAUAAAAAUCCACUUUGUACAUAAGUUAAAGUCCUAAUUGGAUUUGUACCGUCAUCCCAUUUUGUUCUCGGAAGAUUAAAUGCUACAUGUGUAAGUCUGCCUAAAUAGGUAGCUUAAACUUAUGUCAAAAUGUCUGCAGCAGUUUGUCAAUAAAGUUUAGUCCUUUUUUAAUCAAA
Molecule: messenger RNA, 2955 nt
Organism: Cebus imitator (Panamanian white-faced capuchin)
Lineage: Eukaryota; Metazoa; Chordata; Mammalia; Primates; Cebidae
Gene: KHDRBS1
Product: KH RNA binding domain containing, signal transduction associated 1
Exons: 10
Coding region: 295-1713 (472 amino acids)
Biological process (GO): regulation of alternative mRNA splicing, via spliceosome
Cellular component (GO): nucleus
Molecular function (GO): poly(A) binding; mRNA binding
Source: RefSeq, a predicted model, not a curated record